Molecule: messenger RNA, 2275 nt
Organism: Limulus polyphemus (Atlantic horseshoe crab)
Lineage: Eukaryota; Metazoa; Arthropoda; Merostomata; Xiphosura; Limulidae
Product: solute carrier family 2, facilitated glucose transporter member 1-like
Exons: 11
Coding region: 132-1565 (477 amino acids)
Biological process (GO): monosaccharide transmembrane transport
Cellular component (GO): membrane
Molecular function (GO): hexose transmembrane transporter activity
Source: RefSeq, a predicted model, not a curated record
ACGCCAAACAGGAAAUGUACCGCAUUGAAAGAAGUUUGAAACACGUUACCACUUAAAACAAAGUUGCUGAAUAGAAAAAUAGCUUAAAGGUUUGAGAAAUAUAACUACUGAUAAGGAGAUUCAAGAACAACAUGCCUUACAUAAGACGACCAGGUUUAACUUGUCGCUUAGUGUUUGUUAUCACUGCUGCAGCCUUAGGUUCAGCUUUCCAGCAUGGCUAUAAUACAGGCGUUGUCAAUGCUCCACAAGAUUUGUUGAUGGACUUUAUAAAGGAUUCUUAUCGUGCCCAUUUUGAGAGGGAGCCCGGAGGACAUGCAGUUACCAUAAUUUAUUCCAUCAUGGUCUCCAUUUUCUGUAUCGGGGGGAUGGUGGGUGCUCUUUCGACUGCAUAUGUAGCUGAGAAGUUUGGACGGAGAGGUGCACUGUUGCUGAACAACAUAUUUGUUUUUAUAGCAGCGGGAUUUAUGGGAUUUUCAAAAAUGGCCCAAUCCUAUGAAAUGUUGAUAUUGGGCAGGUUUUUAAUUGGAAUAAAUUCUGGACUGAAUGCAGGAAUAGCGCCCAUGUAUUUGACCGAAAUAUCCCCCGUCCAUCUCCGUGGUGCUGUAGGAACUAUUUAUCAACUUGUUAUAACCAUUUCAAUCCUGGUCUCUCAGGUUUUAGGGAUUCCCCAAGUUUUGGGUACAGAGAAACUCUGGCCAUUUUUGUUUGGACUGACUGUUGUUCCUGCUAUCUUUAUGCUGCUAACAAUGCCUUUUUGCCCAGAGUCUCCAAGAUACAUCCUGAUCUUCCAAGGCAAGGAGGUGACAGCACAGAAAGCACUGACCUGGUUACGUGGAACAGGCGAUGUGCACGAGGAAAUUGAUGAAAUGAAGGCCGAAUUUGAGGCAAUGAAGCUCAUUCCUAAGGUGACUGUGCAGGAGAUGUGGACCAAUCCCUGGCUCCGUACUCCACUGAUAAUUUCUGUCAUGGUAAUGUUAUCACAACAGCUAUCUGGUAUAAAUGCUGUAAUUUUCUUCUCCACAAAAAUCUUUGAAGGUGCUGGACUAAACAAGCAGACUUCUUUGUCUGCCACCAUGGGUAUGGGAGGUAUCAACGUGUUAAUGACCAUUCUUUCUGUGGUUCUAGUGGAAAGAGCUGGUCGUCGUACUCUACACCUAGUGGGGCUUGGAGGAAUGUCCAUCAUCACAAUUCUGUUGACUGUCUGCUUAGUCUUUAAGGAACACUCAGUUUGGUUCUCAUACUUCAGUAUAGUUCUGGUCAUUGGCUUUGUUGUCAUGUUUGCUACCGGACCGGGAUCCAUACCUUGGUUCUUGGUGGGUGAACUAUUUGGUCAAGGAGCAAGGGCAAUGGCCACAAGUAUUGCUGUAGCUGUCAACUGGAGUGCCAACUUUGUGGUCGGACUUGGAUUUCUGCCUCUUGUUACCAUACUGGGCGAUUAUACAUUCUUGGUAUUUACUGCACUACUAGUUUUCUUUGUGUUCUUCACUUACAAGAAGGUUCCAGAGACCAAGAAUAAGACAAUAGAAGAGAUUACAGCUAUUUUCCGGCAGAAAACCUACCAGUAAAAUUAAUUGCGUGUAAUGGUUGCUUAGAGAAGGCCUUGUUACAAGUAAUAUGUUUAGGUCAAGCAAUGAAGGACCUGAAUAAGUGUUAAUACAAGUAAUCCUCUCUCAUCAACAAUCCUAGGAAAUGUGCUUUUUCAUGCAAAAAGCAUUUAUAAAAAAAAGGCAUUUUUAGACUGGGUUACAGGUACAAGAAUAUUACAAAUGUUCUGUGGUAAUACACUUUACUUUGCAUAUUUUUUUAUUGGAAAAAUCUUUAUGCAUUUAUUAAAAAUUUUAUUUAUUUAUUUCCAUGUUCUAAAAAAAUCCUAAAUUGUUUCUAUCUCUGUAUAAUGUGAUGAGUGGAAUGAUUGUAGUUUAGUUAUUUUACCUAAAAGGUUAAGAAGAGUAAAAAGGGUUCUGGUAUAAAUUAUUGUAUUACACGUCUUGCACGAAAAUACUGGCAGAUUGUUUAAAACUUAUAGUAAGUGUGAUUUUACAGCACAUUAAUUACUAGUGUGUGUGAGAAGUGUGUAAUUUAUACAGAUCAUGAAUAUUUAUUGUAGUAUUUUUUUUUGCAUCAUCCCAAAUUAGUUAACACAUACAUAUAUGGUCACAGGUAUCUGUAAAUAUGAUAUGAUCAUUCUUCUGAUAGAUGGGUGUCUGUGCUUAAAACGUUUUUAUAUGAUUGACUGGUUCUUAGUUUGUGGAUUAAAAUUUUUGAUAAAUUCAAA